AUGCUUGGUAACCAGGGUUGGAACAUUAUUAACAGGCCUCAUUCUUUAGUGGCCCGCGUUCUUAAGGCUCGUUAUUUUCCAACAACAUCUUUUUUGAAGCAUCUUUGGGCCACAAUCCUAGCUUUUUAUGGCGUAGUAUAUGGGCGACUCAGAGUCUGGUUAAAGCUGGUGCUUAUUGGAGAAUUGGGAAUGGCAGAUCUUAUGAUCGGCUAUAGAUGGAAUGAGAGUUUAAUAGCUCAGUUGUUCAAUGAUAGAGAUAGGAGUUGUAUUUUAAACAUCCCUCUAAGUCUUUCUUCGCAUCCAGAUGCGUGGUGCUGGAAGUUUGCGUCCAAGAGUCACUAUUCUGUUAAGAAUGCUUACAGAUUUUUGGUUGCUGGGUUUCGACAUAGGGAAGGUAGUGAGAUAUGGAGUCGUUUUUGGAAGACGAAGGUGCCUCCUAAAGUGCUUAAUUUCUGCUGGCGUGCUUUAGUUAAUGUAGUUCCUUGCCUCUCUUUGCUUCAGUCCAGGAGAGUUCCGGUUGAUUCGAUGUGUCCGUUGUGUCAUGAGGCUCUUGAGACUAUCCUACAUAUUCUUGUUCAGUGUCCUUUUGCCCGCAGUUGCUGGUUGAGUUCGCCUUUGAGUUGGCCUGCAUUCUCCGCUGUCUCUCUUAGGGAGUGGUUCUCUUUAGCCUUCCUUACUGCUUCUGCGGAGAAUGCUUCCCUUAUUCUAAUGAUAAGUUGGGCUUUGUGGCAUAACAGAAAUAAUGUUGUUUGGAAAGCUCAAGGUCGAACUGCGAGUGGUGUGUUCUUCAUGGCACUGAAUUUUUUGCAGCAAUGGAGGGGGGCCUGUUCUGAUUCUACCAGCUGCACCAAUGUUGUGUCGGCUUUGACUGUUUAG
Messenger RNA from Manihot esculenta (cassava), 876 nucleotides. RefSeq lists its product as uncharacterized. The transcript is spliced from 2 exons. The coding region runs from base 1 to 876 and encodes 291 amino acids. The record is from RefSeq and is a predicted model, not a curated record. NCBI's taxonomy places the organism in Eukaryota, Viridiplantae, Streptophyta, Magnoliopsida, Malpighiales, Euphorbiaceae.